GCGGACAUUUUUUAUGCGCGCAACAAGAACGAGAAACCGAAACGGAAAGGCAAAAGAGCUACUGGCAGUGUAUCGCAAAGAAUCGCAAAGCAAAGAAAGAGCCAAGUGCGUGUGUUUUUAAACCGAACAAAUUCGAGCCAGAUUACACUAGCGACCAACAAAAGAGGAUCAGCAGAAAAAUAAAAUGGGUAAAACUCAGAGCAAGCGUUCAAUUGACAUCACCACCGACCCCAAGAAGGUGGCAGAGACCGAUGAGGUGGCCGGCAAGGUGGAGAAGAUCGAUGUUGAUCAAAAGGCAGAAGCACCAGCGGCGGUGAAUGGAGAUGCGCCCACACCGAAAGAGGGUGGUGCAGAUGGAGAAGUAGCAGCGGGAGCUGCAGGAGAGAAAAAGGAAACCGAGGAGAACUCUGAAAACGACAAAGAUCUGACCACCGAAAAGAAUGCUGCAGCCGCUGAGGGUGGUGGCGAUGCUGCUGCAGCAGCUGAGACAUCGAAGGGCGAGGAGGUCCCCAAGGAGGCGGCGGCUGGCGAGGAUAUCACUCCGCUUGCCGACGAGAGCAUCAAGUCCAAGUCCAAGAAGGACAAGGUAAAAAAGAAGUGGUCCUUCCGCAGCAUCUCCUUUGGCAAGAAGGACAAACAGAAGCCGGCUAAGUCAGAGGAAGCUGUAUCACCCACCUCUGCCACAACGUCGCCCACGGCGGCCGAGGCAGCCGCUGCUCCGGCUGCGGAUGCUGCUGCUCCAGCCGAGCCAGCGGCCACCACGAACGGUGAGGCCGAAAAGCCAGCCGAGACUGCCAGCGCAGCUACCAGCACGACGGCUGCCAAGGAGGAGGUUAAACCAGCUGAGAAUGGUUCUGCGAGUGAGCAGGAGAAACAGGCUAAUGGUGAAGCUGAGAAGGCGGCGCCUGUGCCAGCACCAGCUCCAGUUGAGGAAGCGGCACAGCCCAAGCCCGUUGAGGAAGCCACUGUCACUGCCACCGAAGAAGUCGUUGCCGUUAAGGAGAUUCAGCAGCCAGAGCAGGAAAAGGUUGUGGUGACCAAUGGACAUGGAGCCGCUGAUGGAGAGGCGCUUACUAAUGGAUCUAGCAAUGGAUUGGCCGAAUCCCCAGUGGCCGAGACAGCACCACCAGCAGCUGACAACAUUCCAAGCAACGUUGAUGACGAGCAGCCGCAUCAGAAUGGCACCAAUGGCACUGCCACGCCACCACCCACUCCCGUCGCCGUUGAGGCCGAAAAGGGACAGCAAAUUGAGGCACCAGAGACCACUACCACCACCGUCACCAGCAGCAGCAGCAGCAGCCAAGCGGAGGAGGAAGUUGUGGCGGCGAUCAUUCAAGCGGUUAGCAGCGAGGUUGAAGCUGAAACGGAGGCCGAGACCGAGACCGAGGCUGAGGGCUUUGUGGUUGUUCCUUCCGUGUCCGAGGCCGAAGUCGAGGUCCCUGUUUCCACUGUCCCUGUUGCCGUUGCCCUAGCCGAGCCCGAGUCUGUAGCCGAACUAGAUGUUGUACCCAAUAUUGAAACAGAGAAUGUAGCCGAACUUCCUGAGCCUGUGGAGAUUAGGAGCAGCAGUCCACCUCCAUUGCCCAAAUCCCCGCCACCAUCCCGUGUCUCCGCCUUUGUUCUCUCCGAAGAAGAUGUUAUCGAGGACCAGGAACCAGUCAAGUCAAAUAAUGAAGAGCAGCGCGACGAGAUUGAGCAGCAAGCCAUUAGUAUUGUGGCUGAGAUCACACAGCAGGCGGCCGAAAUUGUUACUGAGAAGGAGAAACUGAUCGAAGAAGAGGCGGAGGAGGAGUCCAUCCCUGAAGCGCCGCAAGAAACCAUCUUCACAGUUGUAGAGGAAAUUACUUUGAAUGUUGGCAAUGAAGAUGCACCUACCACUCAGGCUGCGUUCGAAGAGCCAAUUUCAGCAGUUGUUCCCUCCUCAAGCGAUGCGGAGGAAUCUGUCAUAGUCUCUGCUCCCAUUGAUCCCGCGGACGUUGAGGAUAUUGCAGUUGCUCCUGUCGUUGAUGAGGAAACUAUUGCGGUGCAAGAGGAAGUUGCCAGCGAGGAAACAAAGAGCUUCACUGAAGAACAGAUUCAAGAUGAACAGACGCAAGUUGAUAAAGAAGUGGUAGACAUCGUUGAGGAUAAGGAAGAAACCAAACCAGAAGAAGAGAAGAAGGAGGAGGAGCAAAAGCAGGAAACCAAUAUCGAGGAUACGCAUAGCGAGAACGAGAACGAAACCGAAAGCGACGUAGUCGGAAACAUCAUUAGCGAACAUCUGGCGGAACCGAUCAUCAAGGCGGGCGAAGGAGAGCUGCUGACCGAUUUGGAUGUGAGUUCCACGGAAGCGCUGGCGGGCGAGAGCAGCAACAAGGUGGAUCUCGCCAAGGAUCUGAAGGAGAAGAAUGCCGCGGCAGAUGUUACAACACAGGAACAGCAACUGCCCGUUACAUGCGAAUAAUCCUACUCAUAAUUAUUAUAUAUAAUAUUACAUAUUAUUAAAAACAAAACAACAAGAAA
This is a messenger RNA of Drosophila serrata, 2502 nucleotides long. RefSeq names its product A kinase anchor protein 200 (gene Akap200). NCBI's taxonomy places the organism in Eukaryota, Metazoa, Arthropoda, Insecta, Diptera, Drosophilidae. The record is from RefSeq and is a predicted model, not a curated record.